Molecule: messenger RNA, 1065 nt
Organism: Capronia coronata CBS 617.96
Lineage: Eukaryota; Fungi; Ascomycota; Eurotiomycetes; Chaetothyriales; Herpotrichiellaceae
Exons: 2
Coding region: 1-1065 (354 amino acids)
Biological process (GO): L-threonine catabolic process; L-serine catabolic process
Molecular function (GO): threonine deaminase activity; L-serine ammonia-lyase activity; pyridoxal phosphate binding
Source: RefSeq, a predicted model, not a curated record
AUGGGCUCGUUGGGCGAUGCAAACAAUAAGAAACCUUGGGUCGAAACCCCAUUGCACGAAUCACCGACUCUUUCCCGUGCCGCUGGCUGCCGGAUAUUCCUGAAGCUGGAGAAUCUGCAGCCUUCUGGCUCCUUCAAAUCUCGAGGUAUUGGUAACCUGGUCUUGACCGAAGCGGCUUAUCACAAGGCCAUUGGCAGCACGCGACCUUUGCACUUCUUCGCCUCGUCUGCCGGGAACGCAGGCCUGGCCGCCGUUUCCGCAACCAGCGCUCUCGGAUACACCUCUACCGUUGUUGUACCUACGACCACCGAGGAGUCCAUCGUCGAGAAAUUGAAAGUCAAUGGCGCCAGCGAGGUCAUUGCACAUGGCCCUACGCUCUUGGAAGCGGAUCUAUAUCUGAAGGAGGUGGCAAUGCCUCGUGCGGAGGCCAGGGGCGAGAUCCCUAUAUACGUCUCACCAUUUGACAACGAAGCCAUCUGGGACGGCGCCGCGACCAUGGUCGAGGAGAUACAUCGGCAGAUGCCCGACGGCGAAGCGCCUGACGCCAUUGUCUGCUCUGUUGGCGGCGGGGGCCUUUUGGCAGGCCUUGCGAACGGAAUGGAACGCGUCGGUUGGGGGAGCGAAGUGCAGCUCCUUGCUGUCGAAACCAAAGGCGCCGAUUCACUGUAUCAGUCCUGGCAAGCUGGUCAGCUGGUCACCAUCUCCGGGAUCACUUCCAUUGCCACCUCCCUCGGAGUCGUUCGGGUGUGCCAAAGGGCUUUCGACCUCCUGGCGCGCAAGAAUGUGACUAGCCUUGUGCUCGAGGACGCCGAGGCCGCCAUGGGCUGCUGGCGGCUGGCGGAUGACGAGCGCAUCAUUGUUGAGCCCGCCUGCGGAGUCAGCGUGGCGUUGGCGUACGACGACCGCCUGAGGCAGGUUUUGCGCCCAUUCGACAAGAACAAGAAGGUGGUGAUCGUCGUGUGCGGCGGCAGUAAAAUCUCCGUGGACGCCUUGGUCCAAUACAAGGCUCAAUAUGCAGAAAGGGCGAGGGAGCUGGCGGCGCAAUGGGCCGGCAUGUCGGGCUAG